AGACAGGCAUCCUGACAGGCAGCUUGGGGUCCUAGUUAGCUUGAAUGGAGGCAAACAGCCAGUACAAGUCUGUAGCUAAAAACAGUCUUUCUUCCUGUCCAGUUGGUUCAAUCAGAGUUUUGUUAACUUACGAAGAUUAUUAGAAACAGGCUGGUUAAUAAUAAAUAACUUAAUUUCGUCUGAAAACUUUCAGAUAUAAUAUAGUUAAGCUGGCCGAACCCCGUGUUGUUAGCUAGCUAAUUGUGUUUACCAACGUCUUGUGCUAGUCUCAUCUUUACUGUUAAAAGAUGGAUGUUUAUGCCGAAGUCGUUGACGUCGAUUCUACAAAACAACAAGAAAGACAUUACUACCUGUUGUCUGAGCUUCAGACUUUGGUCAAAGACUUACCAAGCUCAUUCCAACAGCGUCUAUCCUACAACACACUGAGUGACCUGGCUCUGGCACUCAUAGAUGGGACAGUAUAUGAGAUUGUGCAGGGCCUCCUGGACAUCCAGCAUCUGACCGAGAAAAAUCUGUACAACCAAAGGCAGAAGCUUCACUGUGAACACCAAGGACUUAAACAAGAUCUUGCACGAAAACACAAAGAUGCCCUGCAGUCAUGCAAGUCUCACAACCUUGCCCUUCUCAAGUCAAACCAACAAGCAGAGCAAGAGGCUCUGGAAAUUCGUGUGCGAGAGGAACAAAGAAUGAUGGACAAGAAGAUUGUGGCAGAAAUCGAUCAAAAAGUAAUAGACCAGCAGAACACCCUCGAGAAGGCGGGAGUCCCUGGGUUUUAUAUCACCACUAAUCCUCAGGAGCUGACAAUGCAGAUGAACCUUCUUGAAUUGAUCCUCAAACUUCAACAGAAGGAGUCACAAUCUGGGAUACUAUGAGAACAAUGACAGACAGACCUAAAUUUGCCUGUGAAGAAACAAAAGAACAUGUUGUGGCCAGAGACAUCACAUUCCAGCAAUUCUGAGAUUCAGCAUGCAUUUGCCAACAUGUAAUACUGCUAUCUCCAAGAAGCAACAAGUUCAGAAAAAGUUGAACAUGUGUUGUUCUGAGUGUGGUUAUCACACUUGUCUUAAACCUGUGAAAGAAACCUAGUUCUCAGGUAUUGAAGUACGAUGUUUCAAGUCCUGGAGGAGAGUUGUAUGCAGGCUGUGACGACUUAAAUGCCAUGUUGCACAUUGUGAAAUUAGGAAGCUGCUUUGUUGCAAAUCCUUUAGAGACACAUUGUCAACACCUUUAAGGACACAAAGGACAACAGAAAUGGUUGUAAGUCAUAGGCUGUGACCGUCCAGCAGCGAGAUGGUCUCACAAGAGCCUCUAAGAAUGAUAGGUGUCUCCUGAUGCCUCUGAAGCAGUUAACAACAGGUGGAGGGGAAAUUUCAUUGGUUAUGUGAGACCAAAUUCUGAGCAACAGAAAAUCAAUCAUUUGCAACUUUCCAAAUAUUAUUGCUGUCUGCAAUGGUGGAAGUUUAUUGUGCAAAAACCUUGUUCAUUGAUGGUGUCAUGAUGUUGUAGCUCUUUUUGGAGCAGACUUUAUAUAAGGAGUUUUUUUUGUUGUUGUUGCUGUUGUUGUUGUUGUUUUUUUACCUGUUCAGCUUGUUUUAAUUGUUUUGGUUCCAUGGGUCCAAAUUGGGUUGUGAGCCAACACCAGUGCAUUUAAACAGAUAUUUUCAAUGAACAUUUUAAUCAAUAAUAUGAUACACAGAGCUGCCACUUGCAACUUGCGCUGUUUGUGGGUAUCUUUACUGGACACCAAAAGUAAAUGGAUGCAUGAGCAAAUAAAUCUGCAGCUGAAUAGAAGUAAUAUCC
Messenger RNA from Stegastes partitus (bicolor damselfish), 1800 nucleotides. It is a transcript of the gene dgcr6, whose product is annotated as DiGeorge syndrome critical region gene 6. The transcript has 5 exons. The coding region runs from base 288 to 872 and encodes 194 amino acids. The record is from RefSeq and is a predicted model, not a curated record. Lineage: Eukaryota; Metazoa; Chordata; Actinopteri; Pomacentridae.